This is a messenger RNA of Salmo salar (Atlantic salmon), 7942 nucleotides long. Lineage: Eukaryota; Metazoa; Chordata; Actinopteri; Salmoniformes; Salmonidae. The record is from RefSeq and is a predicted model, not a curated record.
ACCGCACGCGCUGCUCUCCUCCCACGGGCGGAGCGGGCCGGUUUAAAUACCUGGGUAGGAUGCUUCAUCCGGUGGAAGGAUAGUUCAACCCUGAGCAGUUUACCUGUCCCGUCCCGCUAUCUCGUGGAGUAACGUACACUGAGACAACUUUGUAGGAUAUACUACAUCCCGAGUCCAACAUCUACCGGACAAAGACUAAACUUUGAGACCGACCCUCCGAUCACUGACCCUCCAAUCACAGACGACCUUCCUGUCACCGACGACGACCUUCCCAAGAUGGCUGCCGACUCCGCCUCUGACGACAGCAAGUUCCUGCGGCAGGACGACGACUUCAAGAACAGUGGUGUGGGGCAGGCUGAUUGGUCGGCCAAGAAGAUGGUGUGGAUCCCGUCAGAGAAGGAGGGUUUUGAGGCCGCCAGCAUCAAGGAGGAGAAGGGAGACGAUGUGCUGGUAGAGUUGGCUAACGGUAGGAAAGCGACAGUCAACAAGGAUGAUAUCCAGAAGAUGAACCCUCCUAAGUUCAGUAAGGUGGAGGACAUGGCAGCUCUUACCUGUCUCAACGAGGCCUCUGUUCUCCACAACCUCAAAGAGAGGUACUUCUCCAGCCUCAUCUACACGUAUUCAGGUCUGUUCUGUGUGGUGGUGAACCCCUAUAAGAUGCUUCCUAUCUACUCAGAGAAAAUCAUUCAGAUUUAUAAGGGGAAGAAACGCCACGAGGUUCCUCCUCAUAUCUACUCCAUCACUGAUAACGCUUACAGGAACAUGAUGCAAGAGCGUGAGGACCAGUCAAUUCUGUGCACAGGUGAGUCUGGAGCGGGGAAGACAGAGAACACGAAGAAGGUGAUCCAGUAUCUGGCGGUGGUGGCUUCCUCUCACAAGGGCAGCAAGAAGGACACUGGAGCUGAUGCGCCAACACUAGUCAAGGGGGAGCUAGAGAAGCAGCUGCUGCAGGCUAACCCCAUCCUGGAAGCCUUCGGCAACGCCAAGACCAUCAAGAACGACAACUCCUCACGAUUCGGCAAGUUUAUUAAGCUCAACUUUGACGUGACCGGAUUCCUCGUUGGAGCCAACAUCGAUACCUACCUGCUGGAGAAGUCUCGCUGUAUCCGCCAAGCCAAGAUAGAGAGAGCCUUCCAUAUCUUUUACUACAUGGUGGCCGGGGCGAAGGACCAACUAAAGGAGGAGCUGUUACUGGAGGAUUUUGGGGACUACCGGUUCCUGGUGGCAGGUCAUGUGGAGGUGCCUGGUCAGGAAGAUGAUGAGAUGUUCAUAGAAACACUGGAGGCCAUGGAGAUCAUGGGUUUCUCUGAGGACGAGAGGACAGGCAUGAUGAAGGUGGUCUCCACUGUGCUCCAGCUGGGGAACAUUAAGUUCAACAAGGAGAGGAACAAUGAGCAGGCCACCAUGCCCGACAACACAGCGGCUCAGAAAGUGUGCCACCUGCAGGGUAUCAACGUGACAGACUUCACCCGUUCCGUCCUCACCCCCCGCAUCAAGGUGGGCAGAGAGGUGGUGCAGAAGGCUCAGACCAAGGAACAGGCUGACUUUGCCAUCGAGGCCCUAGCGAAGGCCAUGUAUGAGCGGUUGUUCAGGUGGAUCCUGGCUAGGGUGAAUAAGACUCUGGAUAAAGCCAAACGUAAAGGAGCAUCAUUCCUGGGGAUCCUAGACAUCGCUGGCUUUGAAAUCUUUGAGGACAACUCGUUUGAGCAGCUGUGCAUCAACUACACCAACGAGCGUCUGCAGCAGCUGUUCAACCACACCAUGUUCAUCCUGGAGCAGGAGGAGUACAAGAGAGAGGGGAUCGACUGGGCCUUCAUAGACUUCGGCCUGGACCUGCAGCCCUGCAUAGAGCUCAUCGAGAGACCGAACAAUCCUCCAGGUAUCUUGGCUCUGUUGGAUGAGGAGUGCUGGUUCCCUAAAGCCACAGACCUGUCCUUCGUUGAGAAGCUGAUGAACACACACACGGCCCACUGCAAGUUCUCCAAACCCAAAUCACUCAAAGACAAGACUGCCUUCUCUGUUCUUCACUACGCCGGCAAGGUGGACUACAACGGGGCCAACUGGCUGACUAAGAACAUGGACCCUCUGAAUGACAACGUGACGGCUCUCCUCAACAACUCAUCCAACCCCUUCAUACAGGACCUCUGGAAGGAUGUGGACCAUGUGGUGGGUCUAGAGACCAUUACUAAGAUGUCAGAGAGCUCGGCCCCCAGCGCCACCAAGUCUAAGAAGGGCAUGUUCAGGACAGUGGGCCAGCUCUACAAGGAAUCCCUGGGCAAACUGAUGACCACGCUGAACAACACACAGCCCAACUUCAUACGCUGUAUCAUCCCUAACCACGAGAAGAGGGCAGGGAAGCUGGAUGCUAACCUGGUUCUGGAACAGUUGAGGUGUAACGGGGUUCUGGAAGGGAUCCGUAUCUGCAGACAGGGCUUCCCCAACCGCAUCGUGUUCCAAGAGUUCCGACAACGCUAUGAGAUCCUAGCAGCCAACUGCAUCCCAAAGGGUUUCAUGGACGGGAAACAGGCUUGUCAACUAAUGAUGAAGCACCUGGACCUGGACCCUAAUCUGUUCCGUAUUGGUCAGAGUAAGAUGUUCUUCAGAACAGGAGUGUUAGCCCAGCUGGAGGAGGAGAGGGACAUUAAACUGACCGUGGUCAUCAUCGCCUUCCAGGCCCACGCUAGGAGCUUCCUGGCACGCAAAGCGUUUAGUAAGCGUCAGGCCCAGCUGACUGCUAUGAAGGUGAUUCAGAGGAACUGUGCUGUCUACCUGGUCCUGAAGAACUGGCAGUGGUGGAGACUCUUCACCAAGGUGAAGCCCCUCCUCCAGGUGACGCGACAGGAAGAAGAAAUGGGUCAGAAGGAGGAGGAGCUGAAGUCCGCCAAGGAUCUGGCCCAGAAGAGCCAGGUGGAACUGAAGGAGAUCUCCCAGAAACACACACAGGUAGUAGAGGAGCGAGCUAAACUGGAGCAGAAGCUUCAGGCGGAGACAGAGUUGUAUGCUGAGGCAGAGGAGAUGAGGCUUCGUCUGGAGGUCAAGAAGCAGGAGCUGGAGGAGGUGCUCCAUGAGAUGGAGUCGCGGCUGGAGGAGGAGGAGGAGAGAGCCACACAGCUGCAGCAGGAGAGGAAGGACAUGCAGCAGCAACUACAGGCCAUGGAGGCCCACCUGUCAGAGGAAGAGGACUCUCGUCAGAAGCUGCAGCUGGAGAAGGUGACUGUUGAGGGGAAGGUCAAGAAACUGGAGGAGGACGUUCUCAUCAUGGAGGACCAGAAUAACAAACUACUCAAGGAGCGUAAACUGUUGGAGGAGAGAAUAGCAGACUCCAGCUCUAACCUGGCUGAGGAAGAGGAGAAGUCUAAGAACCUGACCAAGCUGAAGAACAAACACGAGUCUAUGAUCUCAGACCUGGAGGUGCGUAUGAAGAAGGAGGAGAAGGGCAGGCAGGAUGUGGAGAAGGCCAAGAGGAAGCUGGAGACGGAGCUGGCUGAUCUCCAGGAGCAGCUGGCCGACCUGCAGGCCCAGAUAGCCGAGCUCAGAGCACAGCUCGCCGCCAAGGAGGAGGAGCUACUGGCUACACAGGCCAGGUUGGAGGAGGAGUCUGCCGCUUGUGUUGCGGCGGUGCGUCGUGUCAGGGAGCUGGAGGGGCUGUUAGGUGAGAUCCAGGAGGACCUGGAGUCAGAGGGGGCUGCCAGGAGGAAGGCUGAUGCAGCCUGUAGAGACCUGGGAGAGGAGCUGAAUGCUCUGAGGUCUGAGCUGGAAGACACUCUGGAUACCACCGCCGCACAGCAGGAGCUACGGGCGAAGCGAGAGCAGGAGGUAGCCAUGUUGAAGAAGGUGAUGGAGGAGGAAGGGAGGAACCAUGAAGCUCAGGUUCAGGAGAUGAGACAGAAACACACACAGACUGUUGAGGGACUGUCUGAACAACUGGAGCAAGCCAAGAGGGUGCGAGCCAGUCUAGAGAAGGCUAAGCAGGGAUUGGAGAAGGAGUCAUCUGACCUCAGCGCAGACCUCCACUCAUUGGCCAACGCCAAGCAGGAAGUGGAGCACAAGAGGAAGAAGGUCGAAGGUCAGCUGUCAGACUUGCAGUCGCGCCACAACGACAGCGAGAGACAGAGGGGGGAGCUGGGAGAACGAGUCUCUAAGUUGACCUCUGAGUUGGACAGUGUGAGCAGUCUGCUGAAUGAGGUGGAGGGGAAGAACAUUAAACUGAGUAAAGACCUGGUCAGUCUGGGGUCCCAGCUACAGGACACUCAGGAGUUAUUGGCAGAGGAGACUCGUCAGAAGCUGAACCUGUCAGGUCGUCUACGCCAGACAGAGGAAGACAGGAACAACCUUCUAGAACAGCUGGAGGAAGAGACAGAGGCCAAGAGAGGAGUGGAGAGACAGGCCUCCAGCCUCAACAUACAGCUGUCUGACUGUAAGAAACGUCUGGAUGAGCAGCAGGGGACGGUGGAACUCCUGGAGGAGGGGAAGAAACGCCUACAGAGAGAUCUGGAGGCUGCCAACUCACAGUAUGAGGAGAAGGUGUGUGCCUAUGAUAAAUUGGAGAAGAACAGGAUCAGACUACAGCAGGAACUGGAGGACAUUCUGAUGGACCUGGACAACCAGAGAACCUUGGUCUCCAACCUGGAGAAGAAACAGAGGAAGUUUGACCAGAUGCUAGCAGAGGAACGUUCCAUCUCUGGUAAGUAUGCUGAGGAGCGUGACCGAGCGGAGGCAGAGGCCAGAGAGAAGGAGACACGGGCGCUGGCUCUGGGGAGGGCCUUGGAGGAGGUGCAGGGCUCCCUGGAGGAGCAGGAGAGAAGCAACAAGGCCCUCAGGGUAGAGAUGGAGGACCUGGUCAGCUCCAAGGACGAUGUCGGGAAGAACGUCCAUGAGUUGGAGAAGGCUAAGCGAGGUCUGGAGGCGGUGUUGGAUGAGAUGCGGACCCAGAUGGAGGAGCUGGAGGAUGAGCUGCAGGUUGCGGAGGAUGCUAAGCUACGUCUGGAGGUCAACACGCAGGCCAUGAAGACACAGCAUGACAGAGACCUGCAGGGACGAGACGAACAGGGGGAGGAGAGGAGGAAACAACUACUGAAACAGGUGCGUGAGCUGGAGGUUGAGCUGGAGGAGGAGAGGAGGCAGCGUGCAGGGGCGACAGCAGGGAGGAAGAAGCUGGAAGGAGAGGUGAAUGAUCUGGAGGACCAGGUGGAAGCCACCAGUAGGGGGCGUGACGAGGCCGUCAAACAGCUACGGAAGAUACAGGCCCAGAUGAAGGAGCUCCAGAGGGAGGUGGAGGAUUCCCGUGCAGCCCAGAAGGAGGUACUGUCCUCAGCCAGGGAGUCAGAGAGGAGAGCCAAGACCCUGGAGGCCAGCUUCAUGCAGCUACACGAGGACUUGGCUGCGGCAGAGAGGGCUCGUAAGCAGGCCGAGACAGAGAGAGAUGAGAUGUCUGAGGAUCUGGCCAGCAACUCUGGGAAGUCUAUGAUGUCCGAUGAGAAGCGUCGUCUGGAGGCUAAGAUCAGCCAGCUAGAGGAAGAGCUGGAGGAGGAGCAGGCCAACAUGGAGAACCUCAACGACCGCCUCCGGAAGACACAGCAACAGGUGGACCAGUUGAGCAGUGAGCUGCAGGCUGAGCGUAGUUCCUCCCAGAGCAGUGAGGGCGCCAGACAGCAGCUCGAGAGGCAGAACAAGGAUCUGAAGGUCAAGCUACAGGAGAUGGAGUGUCAGGGAAGGUCAAAGUUCAAAUCCUCCAUCGCCGCCCUGGAGGCCAAACUACACCAGCUGGAGGAGCAGCUGGAGCUGGAGAACAGAGAGAGACAGGCCAGCGCUAAAGGGAUGCGUCAGAAAGAGAAGAAACUGAAGGAUCUGACCAUCCAGAUGGAGGAUGACAGGAAACAGGCAGAGCAGUACAAGGACCAGGCGGAGAAGGCUAACGUACGUGUGAAGCAGCUGAAGCGUCAGCUGGAGGAGGCGGAGGAGGAGUCUCAACGGGUUGCCGCGGGACGCAGGAAGUUACAGAGAGAACUGGACGAGGCCUCCGAGGCCAACGACGCCCUCAGUAGGGAGGUGUCCGCCCUAAAGAGCAAACUCAGAUAUUAACUAGCCCUCAAACGCUUCUCUGUCUGCCUCUUGCUGAGUCAUCUUUACUUCGGCAAUCAACUUGAUACUCACAUCAUUACUUGACUUGGGAAUCUACAGCAACUCUGCAGCUAAUUCUACUUCUUUUUCUGAUGACACUUUCUCAAACCCUUCCUCAAAAUCUUCCUUAAACUCUUCCUCAGUCUCUUCAAAUUCUUCCUUAAAGCCUUCCUCAAACUCUUCCUCAUAAUCUACCUCAAAUUCUUCCUUAAACUCUUCCUCAAACUCUUCCUCAAUCUCAUCCUCAACUUAAACUCCUCAGACUUUAGCUAACCCUUGGUCUCUCAUUCAUCCUCUGUCUUCACCUCUAAACCCUCCUCUUCUAUAGCAGCCUUUUCUUCCAGCUCUUUAACAGUGUUUAAGGUCUAACCCCAACCAUCCAGAGACAUGUUUCUUACAUGGCUCUGGAAACCAACUAUACCUCUAACUCAACUCAUUUCAUUUCCUCUCUGUCUGAUUCUGGCAUCUCUUCUUCUUCCCUCUCCAAAUUCUAACUUUUUCUUCUCUUCCUCCAAUAUGGCCUUCUAUUCUGCCUCUUCCCUCUGCCUCUAAUUCCAAUAUUUCCUCGACAUUCCCGUCCUUCCCAGGCGAGGAGGAGGAGGAGGAGGAGGGGAGUCAUCUUUCAGCAGCAGUCCUCGUCGCGUGGGGAGCAUUGGGAAUGUCAGCCUCAGUGGGGCUGGGAGCCGGAGGAGCAGAGCUGGGAAUAAUGAAGGGAAUGGUGGGAAUGUUGGGAAUUCUGAGAACACAAACAACGUUCCAGAAGAGGAGGAGCCUCUGUUCUCGUCCACCCCGCCUCCGGAGGACAUCAACGGAACCCGGCCGGAAGAGUAGAGGGACAAAGUCUCACCCCUCCUUUUAAACACUGUCCAUCCUUCUUCCUGUCCUUUCCUGACUUCCAUCAAUACAUCUUUCUAUUUCCUGUCCUUUAUCCCGCCCUCGUUCCCUCUCCUUCCAUUCCUCCUUUUAUCUUUCCCUCCUUCCACUCCUCCCUCAUUCCCUCUCCUUCCAUUCCUCCUUUUAUCUUUCCCUCGUUCCCUCUCCUUCCAUUCCUCCUUUUCUCUUCCACUCCUCCCUUCUUCCCUCCCCCUCCCUUCUUCCCUCCAUCCCUACUAAAAUUCUUAUACCCUGCCCCCUUUUUAUGCAUCACCUGUCUGUGACAAUAGCUUUGAUUGUGUCACCAAAAUGUCAAAGUACGGUGUGAGCUGUUUUAAACUGAAUUUAUAUCUUAUUUCAGAUGUCAUAAUAUAUAUCUGAAGUUAUAUCUUAUUGCACUUAGACACAAAAGAUUGUUUUUCUCUCUAUGCACAUUUAUUUGAUUAUAUUUUCAAGCAGAGGCUAUAUGUUAGAAGAAACUAAUUCUGUAAUGUGAAUUGAGUUUAUAUAGAGUAAACCCAUGGACAAUACUUUCUAAAGACAGCCUGAUAUCUGAUUAAAUCUGUCUUUGUUUUUCAUUCAUAAUGAGUUCCUUACUGAUGCACACACACUACAGUCCUACUACUACUGCUAUGAUCUACGUUGAUUUUAGGUUCACAUAAAACUAUAUUGCUACAAUCAUACUAGCCUCGUCCCAGAUCUGUUUGUACCAUCAUGUCAACUCAUUGUAACUCAUGAUGACAGACAGACUGGUACCCAGGCUACAAUCCCACAGGACACAGACAGACUGGUACCCAGGCUACAAUAGUCUACAGGACAGACAGACUGGUAGCCCGGCUACAAUAGUCUACAUGGCUUUUAGUACCAUUCAGUGUCAAGGGUUAUUAGGCUGAAUUGUUUGUGAAAACACCUAAAUAUAUAUUUUAAAUGCUAUAAACUAUUUUCAUUC